Molecule: messenger RNA, 2413 nt
Organism: Amaranthus tricolor (Joseph's coat)
Lineage: Eukaryota; Viridiplantae; Streptophyta; Magnoliopsida; Caryophyllales; Amaranthaceae
Product: L-ascorbate oxidase homolog
Exons: 8
Coding region: 277-1929 (550 amino acids)
Molecular function (GO): oxidoreductase activity; copper ion binding
Source: RefSeq, a predicted model, not a curated record
CGCCUCUGCUUUCUUCAUUGUUAAGCCAUGAUAUACUCCAUUAAAUAACCAAACAAAAUUCUAAAAAGCAAAAAAAAAAAAAAAAAAGAAAAAGAAAAGCAGAGCGUAUAAUUCAUAAUCAUACCCAUCUUUUCUUUAAACCAUCAUACAAUAAUGUAAGAUCUGUAUGUAAUUUACUUAACAUACAAGUUCUUUAAUUCUUUUUCUACUUCCUUCUUCAUUUUCCCACAUUUUUGUAUAAUAAUUUCAAGUUUGAAUAGUGAUUAAUUGAACGAAAUGAAGGAUUUGAAGAAGAAUAGUGUGUAUUUUCUGGUAUUUUUGUUGAUUAUAAUGUUGGGUAGAAGUAAUGGAGAAAGCCCAUAUAGAUUUUUUAAUUGGAAUGUUACUUAUGCUGAUAUUUAUCCUCUGGGUGUCAAACAAAAGGGGAUUUUAAUAAAUGGGCAAUUUCCAGGACCACCCAUUGAAGCAGUCACUAACGACAAUUUAAUCAUCAGUGUCUUUAAUUCCUUGGAUGAACCUUUUCUCCUCUCUUGGAAUGGCAUACAACAAAGAAGAAAUUCAUGGCAGGAUGGUGUAUAUGGAACCAACUGUCCCAUUCCUCCUGGAAAGAACUUUACAUAUGUCCUCCAAGUUAAGGAUCAAAUUGGUAGCUACUUUUAUUUCCCAUCGCUUGCUUUCCACAAAGCUGCUGGAGGUUAUGGUGGCAUCAGGAUCGAUAGCAGACCUUUGAUACCUGUUCCUUACGCUCCCCCGGCUGGUGACUUCACUGUUCUUGCCGGAGACUGGUAUAAAAUGAAUCACACUGAUUUACGAGCAACCUUGGACAGUGGACAUGAUUUGCCUUUCCCUGAUGGACUUAUCAUCAAUGGCCGCGGAUCAAAUGGAUAUACUUUCACUGUGGAUCAAGGAAAAACAUACAGAUUUAGGAUAUCGAAUGUUGGGAUAUCGACAUCAAUCAAUUUUAGGAUUCAAGGACACGAUUUGAUACUCGUGGAGUCAGAGGGAGAUCACACCCUUCAGAACACUUAUUCAUCCCUUGAUGUUCAUUUGGGACAAUCAUACACUAUUCUUGUUACAAUGGAUCAACCUCCGCAGGACUACUACAUCGUCGUUUCAACCCGUUUCACCUCUCAAGUACUUACUACCACCUCUACUCUUCAUUAUAGUAACUCAGCUACGGGUGUUUCUGGCGAUCCUCCUGGUGGGCCCACGACUCAGAUUGAUUGGUCUCUUAACCAGGCCAGAUCCGUCAGGCAAAAUCUGACAGCCAGUGGACCGAGGCCUAACCCUCAAGGUUCCUACCACUAUGGGAUGAUCAACACAACGCGUACCAUCCGAUUAGCAAAUUCUGCUCCAGUGAUAAAUGGGAAGCAGAGAUAUGCAGUAAAUGGUGUAUCUUUCAUCCCAGCAGACACACCAUUGAAGCUUGCUGACUACUUCAAGAUUCCAGGUGUUUUCAGUCUCGGAAGCAUCUCAGACAGUCCUAAUUCCGGUGGUGCAUAUCUGCAGACGUCUGUGAUGGCUGCUGAUUACCGAGCAUUUGUUGAAAUCGUGUUUGAAAAUCCCGAAGAUACUGUCCAGUCUUGGCAUAUUGAUGGCCAUGUUCUCUUUGUUGUCGGAAUGGAUGGAGGACAAUGGUCGCCUGAUAGAAGAUCGAGUUAUAAUCUAAGAGAUGCAAUUUCAAGAUGCAGUGUGCAGGUCUACCCGAAUUCAUGGACUGCAGUAUAUAUGCCUCUAGACAAUGUAGGAAUGUGGAAUAUAAGAUCCGAAAACUGGGCGCGACAGUACUUGGGUCAACAAUUCUAUCUUAGAGUGAAUUCACCUGCCAAUUCAUGGAGAGACGAAUAUCCGAUUCCUAGCAAUGCGCUUCUCUGUGGUCAAGCCGCAGGGCGCUCAACAAGGCUCUACACUUCCAAAAUGCUGCCAUGAGCCUAUAACUGUCACCAGCUGAAAGUAAAGUGACUACAUAUAUGUAUGGAUCUUUAUUGAUUCAUAGGCUUUUAUACUACUUCCUUACUUUUGUUAGUCUUCAAGUCUAUGGUAUUAUACUGCCUCUGCCCAGAUUUAGCUGCCAGAUUAUUGACUAAAUUAUUCUAUAGAUGUUUCAAUUAUAUUUGAUUGAGGAAGAAAAUCGGAUGCAGGAGUGAUUUUUCAAUAGUUUAUUUUGGAGAAAUCCACAUUAAUAAUCUAAUAUUUUGUUCGGUUUUGUCAAUAAUCCACCUUAAGAUUAUUUUCUAAUAACUUAACAUGUCUUUAGUUUGAUGUGAAUAAUUCAAAUUUUGUCUUAGUUUGCUAGCAGACUGACAGCAUACCCUAUUAUUAUCUAUUAUUAGUAAUAUGAUAUGUUGUGGAAAAAUGUAUGACAAAGGUUAGAUUAUUAGAAAAUAAUUCAAAUAUGAGAUUAUUCACUGCA